Panicum hallii is the source of this 664-nucleotide messenger RNA. RefSeq names its product ferredoxin C 1, chloroplastic. Gene Ontology annotation, molecular function: electron transfer activity; 2 iron, 2 sulfur cluster binding. The transcript has a single exon. NCBI's taxonomy places the organism in Eukaryota, Viridiplantae, Streptophyta, Magnoliopsida, Poales, Poaceae. Gene Ontology annotation, biological process: electron transport chain. The coding region runs from base 71 to 505 and encodes 144 amino acids. The record is from RefSeq and is a predicted model, not a curated record.
UAUCCACAGCCACACGCCGCCACCCUCGCUCUCAGUCACACCCUCUCGCGCACGCGCCCGGCCGCACACCAUGGCCGCUGCUUCAGCGUCACUGCUCCGCCUCGCCACCCCGACCCGCUCCCCGCGCUUCGGCCUCCCUUCCCGCCCCGCCGCCGCCCGGCCGCGAGGCGCGCGCCUGGCGCCGCCGCCGCGGGCGUACAAGGUGACGAUCGAGCACGGCGGCGAGUCCCGCGUGGUGGAGGUGGAGGGGGACGAGACGAUCCUGUCCCGCGCGCUGGACGAGGGCCUGGACGUGCCGCACGACUGCAAGCUCGGCGUGUGCAUGACGUGCCCGGCGCGGCUGGUCUCCGGGGAGGUGGACCAGAGCGACGGCAUGCUCAGCGACGACGUCGUGGCGCAGGGAUACGCGCUGCUCUGCGCCGCGUACCCGCGCUCCGACUGCACCAUCCGCGUCAUCCCCGAGGACGAGCUGCUCCAGGUCCAGCUCGCCACCGCCGACGACUGAUGACGCCCCGCCGGCGGCGAGCGGGCAACAACCUCCGGCAGUGUGUAAUAAUAAUGGUCCUGAGACUAGUACUCCUCUGUUGAUUAGUGCUAGUGACACGAUUUUUUUUUCGAGAAUAGCUAUUGCGAUGUGCCUUUUUGCCAAAUUUCUUGUCAGUUC